CACCAAGACUGACUUUACAACCGCGCCCCCGGCUCAUGCGUCACAGGGAGGAGUUACAGCUGCCAGAUCAGUUGGUAGAUAAAGAGCAGAGCAGCAGAUUUGUUGUGUGUUGCCAGCUCAAGGAGCGUAAAAAGCACUCCCGCUUUUGUCGUUUUUUUUGUCAUUUGUCUUUAGGAUAAAGAUAAGUUUAAGUGGAACUCCGUGCGCGCACAAUGGCUGAGAAGAUUGACAUGGAGGAGGCGAAGGCGUCCAACGGCGAGGCGCUCGCUAACGGCUUGAGCAACCCGAAGAUCAGCAGCCCGGAGCCACUGUCCCAGCGGGUGAAGAGGAUAGUGAAGAACAACCUGCUGGUUAUCCUCACUGUGGCCGGGGUCAUCGUCGGUGUCUUCAUCGGACUCACCGUGCGUAAUGCCACGCUGACCAGGACCCAGAUGAUCUACGUGGGCUUCCCCGGCGAGGUCCUCAUCCGGCUACUGAAGAUGAUCAUAAUCCCGCUGGUUGUGUGCAGUCUGGUGUCCGGGGCCGCCAGCAUCGACCCCAAAGCCCUGGGCAAGCUCGGCGGCUGGGCCAUGCUCUUCUUCCUGGUCACCACAUUGAUCGCCUCGUCCAUUGGUGUCGUGAUGGCGUUCAUCGUGAACCCCGGCGUGGUGGAACGCGGGAAACCAACAAUCCAGGGUCUGUCCGACGACGUGCCCGCUGCUAAAGACGUGAUAGACUCUUUCCUGGACCUCAUCAGGAACAUCUUUCCCUCCAACCUGGUGUCUGCUGCUUUUCAAUCAUAUGGAACCACCUACAAGCCUAUUACGUCGAAUGGCACAGACGGAAACCUCACAGUGGAGACGGUGCCCUUUCCCUCAGACCAGGAUGGCAUGAAUAUUCUUGGUCUGGUGGUGUUUGCCAUAGUGUUUGGUGUGGCUUUAAGAAAGCUGGGAGAAGAAGGCGAGAUCCUCAUCAGGUUCUUCAACUCCUUCAACGAGGCCACUAUGGUGAUAGUCUCCUGGAUCAUGUGGUAUGCACCUAUUGGUAUCAUGUUCCUUGUAGCUGGAAAGAUUGUUGAGAUGGAGAAUGUAGGAAUGCUGUUUGCCAGUCUGGGAAAAUACAUCGCCUGCUGCAUCAUCGGACAUGCCAUCCAUGGACUUUUGAUAAUGCCCGCCAUCUACUUUGUCUUCACGAGAAAAAACCCGUACACCUUCCUCUGGGGCAUAUUCACUGCUCUUGCUACAGCCUUUGGAACGAGUUCAAGCUCUGCCACGCUUCCCCUGAUGAUGAAGUGUGUGGAGGAAAACAACGGCGUGUCCAAGCAAAUCAGCCGCUUUAUCCUGCCCAUCGGAGCGACGGUCAACAUGGACGGAGCCGCCCUCUUCCAGUGUGUGGCCGCGGUUUUCAUAGCGCAGCUAAACAACGUUUCCCUCAACUUCGUCCAAGUCAUUACCAUCCUCGUGACAGCUACAGCGUCCAGUGUUGGAGCCGCAGGUAUACCUGCUGGUGGUGUGCUGACACUCGCUAUCAUCCUGGAGGCUGUGUCUCUGCCCACCAGUGACAUCUCACUCAUCCUGGCUGUAGAUUGGCUCGUUGACCGAACUUGCACCGUGCUGAACGUAGAGGGCGAUGCCUUUGGAGCGGGGCUCCUGCAGUUCUUUGUGGAUCGUCAGGCCAAACAGCAGGAAGGAAACGAGCUGAGCGAGGUGCGGUUGGAGGGUGAGCCAUCGGCGGCUGCACCCGAACACUCGCCGCUCAUUGAGAAACGAGGUGGGGCGGACAGUGGAAAGCCAACGGCGUCUAGUGAAAAAGAGUCCGUCAUGUAAAAUCGGCCGCUGACAUCAUCACUUUGACACUCCUGAGAACUGAAACCCAAGGUUCAGACCCCCCCGAUUUUUAUUUUUUCCCUCCUGUCCUGGAGGAAAGCGGAAACACAACAUGCACUGCACAAUGCAAAGAAAAACACAUAUUAUACACAGUGACUUGGACAGGACAGGAUUGUGCAUUUCUACUUGCUGUCUUGACCCGCAUUGGCGUUGCGUUCGGUUGGUCCUCAUCACUUUUUCAAGUCAGAAUUUGAGCAUUUGACCACGUGUGUGUCUACCAUGUGUUCAUCAGUGACGCGUGUUGCCAGUGGGAUGUCAAAAGGCUGGACCAGUGACUCCUUACAUCGUGCCAGAUCAAUUUUUUACAAAUCUUAAGUUGUGUUACAUACAUCUUUAGUAGAAAUUGGGUUACGUGGAUGCAGUUGCCUAUCUGCCGUUACUGCCUGUUCAUUUUUCCUCCCCAUGAAAAGCACGGUCAAUUCUGACUUCAAAAGAUGAUGAGAACGUUUAGUAAGACAGUUUUUAUAUAUCACCCAUCUGGAAUCUCUUUUUUCUUUUCUCUUUUUUAUACCGUGUUUGAGUAACCAGUAAAACACACCACAUAUGAUGUACACGGUAUCAUCAUACUGUAGAUUUAUUAUGAGCAUAUUUUAUGUAUUUUAUGAUACAGGAAUGUGGCCACUCUCCUACAGAUUUUGUCACGUAUAUGUUCACUGAAACAUUAGCUCAAAGUCUGUAUGAAAGUUGCUGUAGUAAUUUAUGAAAAGUUCUUGGUUGGGGUUAAAAGCUUUUAUUAGUCUCUUAUUGUGACUUUACUUAUUCCAGGCCAGUGGUUGUACACAAUCACUUUCUCAUGGUGAGAAAAAGCAAUACACUUAAGAUUAUAUUUAUACGACAAAGCACACCAAAUAUCCUUAAUGGCAUCCCAAAGAUGAAUGUAGGACUCUUUCUUAAGGACUCGCACAAUUUGAUGUCGGAGCAUUUUCUUCUGCUUCUUCACACAGACAUCAGGUUACAACAUGACCUCAGGUUCACCUCUUGCUUGAAGGCUGUCCUUCAUUUGCUUCUUAAAAUUUAAGGAACCAAAAAAUCCAGCAGGAACAAGGUUGGUUAACUUUGGUUUGACACGGUUUUAAGAAGUGUAACCAAAAUGGCGUUAGGCCGCCUUGUAUGUUUGUCUUUGAAAUGAUCUGUUCAUAAUAAUUUGUAUUUAUUUCUCUAAUCGAAUUCCAAAGAUGUUUUUUGGUCACUGUUGACACAUUAGUAACUGAAAAAGUGUUUUUUUUGGAGUCUUAUAAUGGCCUGUUUUCCCCUCCAUCUUAUUUUUAACGUGUGAGUAAGACAAUAGUCCGAUUGAUUGGACUUCGGCGUUAAAAAAUAUCAAGAUCUCUAAAUUGACCGUAGGUGUGAGUGUGACAGUGAAUGGUUGUUUGUCUCUAUGUGUCCCUGCGAUGGACUGGUGAUCUGUCCAUCUGUCCUUUUGACCUGUCAACUGAGAUUGGAGACUCAUGUGGAGGAUAAAGCAGUAGAGGAUGGAUGUAUAAAGACACAAGAGAAUAUGUUCUAUGUUGGUUAUGCUUGAGAGAUGCUGCAUUUCUAAAUGGUUAAUAGUAAACCUGCACUAUUGAUGGUUUGUCUCUUCCAUCCCUGUCGUCUUUAACUGCACAGAACUGAUGUGAGAUUAAAUCCUACGUGCAGUGAGUCUUUUUCAGUGUUUUAUUUUUUUAAAACCGUUUUAUAUUUUACUGGUAGUAUUAUUUUCCCGUUAUUUCAUUGCAAACCUAACGUGUCAUUUCUCCCCUCAAGUGUCAUGAGUGCGUUAAGCAUUGCCCAAAAAACAUCUAUUGUGCUCCAGCUUGUUUUUGUUGCGGUUACGGUGCAGGGUUUUAAAGAUGGUCAUUUAAAUUGUUAUCAUUCCUCUUUGAGAUAUUUGCCUAUAUGGAUGUAUGUUUUCCGUUCUGUGUGUGUGUGUGUGUGUGUGUGUGUGAGUGAGUGCAUGGUAGUUGUAAUGAUUUUGUUACAGUGGGGGUUGAAGUCACAUUCUUAAUGUACUGUCUGUAGGUUUUUAACAAUAAAGGCCUUUUAUCGCCUCCA
This is a messenger RNA of Solea senegalensis (Senegalese sole), 3899 nucleotides long. RefSeq names its product solute carrier family 1 member 5 (gene slc1a5). Bases 213 to 1805 code for a protein of 530 amino acids. Gene Ontology annotation, biological process: L-aspartate import across plasma membrane. Gene Ontology annotation, molecular function: L-aspartate transmembrane transporter activity; neutral L-amino acid transmembrane transporter activity; symporter activity. The transcript is spliced from 8 exons. The record is from RefSeq and is a predicted model, not a curated record. Gene Ontology annotation, cellular component: plasma membrane. NCBI's taxonomy places the organism in Eukaryota, Metazoa, Chordata, Actinopteri, Pleuronectiformes, Soleidae.